CUCGCGUUCUCAUGGAAUGUCAGAACGAGUGGUACAGGACCUUUGCAUCGUGGAAAAUUGGCGGGGAGUGCAAUGGGGCGUACGGUGUCACUUGCGACGCUCAAGGCAUAGUCACAUCCAUGAUCAUUAAUGACGCUUUGUACGGAUCCCUCCCAUCAUCCAUCGGCAACCUAAGCAGCCUGGACUCCUUGGUAUUUAAUUCGGCUGGCUUAGCUGGAUCCAUCCCUUCUACCAUUGGCCGCUUGAGCAACCUGUCCUUAUUGUACUUUAGAGGGAACAACAUGGAAGGAUCUAUCCCAUCAACCAUUGGCAACCUGGUCAAUUUGAAAAAAUUGUAUCUUGACAACAACGGAUUUUCUGGAUCUAUACCAUCAGUCAUCUCCAGCUUGGUCAGCUUGGAGUAUUUUAUGGUUUUCGAUGAUGGUUUGACCGGAUCAAUCCCACCGACCAUUGGCAGCUUGAUCAAGCUCUCAUAUCUGUUAUUAGUAGGGAAACGCUCUGUAGGAUCCAUUCCAUUGACCAUUGGCAACCUAAUCAACCUCGAAUAUAUGUAUUUGCAGAGUACAUUCACCGGAUCAAUUCCGUCUAUUAUUGGCAACCUGGCAAAGCUGUCAUAUCUACAUCUUUUAAGUAACAACUUGAAUGGAUCCAUUCCAUCAUCUAUUGGAAACCUGACUGGCUUAAAUUAUCUGAAUCUUGCAUAUAACAGCUUCAAUGGAUCCAUUCCAUCAACCAUUGGAAACUUGAUUGGCCUAACAAAUCUGAAUCUUGCAAAUAACAACUUCAGCGGAUCCAUUCCAUCAACUAUUGGAAACCUGACUGGCUUAGAAUAUCUGCUUCUUUCAGAUAACGAGCUUAUUGGAUCCAUUCCUUCAACCAUUGGCAACCUAUCCCACUUGGUUAUUUUGAAUCUAGGAGGGAACUCCUUAAGUGGAUAUAUCCCCCCAAUUAUUGGCAACUUGAGCAAACUGGAAUAUCUCGAUGAUUUUUCUAGAACCGCAGUGACAUGCCCACCUGACUACGACGCCUGUGUGGUCCAACAAAACACUUCAAGCACUUUCUGCCGUACAUGCUCCUCCUUUUGCAACACUUGUGACAAGCCAACAUCUAAAUCGCUGUCACCAAGAGCCAUUGCUGCCAUUGCAGUGGCUGCUGUGGUUGCGCUCGUGCUGCUUCUGGCCGGUAUAUGGCUACUCAGAAGAUACGUCAAGAAAGGUGCCGUCCAAGGAGCAUCGACAGCAGGCAAGGAGAGCAGCGAUGCUGUGCUUGCUAAGGAUUUCCAAGGCAAGGAGAGCAGCAAUGCUGUGUUGGCUAAAGCGUCGCAAGGCACGUUGGCACUGGCUCUUUCUGUAUAUUUGUCUCAAUUUUGA
This is a messenger RNA of Closterium sp. Yama58-4, 1370 nucleotides long. NCBI's taxonomy places the organism in Eukaryota, Viridiplantae, Streptophyta, Zygnematophyceae, Desmidiales, Closteriaceae. The record is from the annotation of a GenBank genome assembly.